CUCUUCUGUCUGCCUCAUCACCUCUCCCGUCUGCAUCACGCCUCGCAUUGUCGACCACGACGACCAUCUUAACGACUUCACGUCCCAAAAUUAUACCCGAAAUAUCAUAUUUUCGCGGGCGUGUAUGCGCCGAUCGUCUCGACGGCCUUUUUGUUAUUCAACAGGGAAACAAUCGCCAUCUUCCCCUGCCCCCAAGCUCUUUAUCGAUUUCUUCUUGGCUUGCGUGGUGGUUGGGCCCUAAAUCCUUUGGUCAACCUCGCGGAUCCAAACUCUAACAUUGCUCGUUCCCCUUGCCCCCCCCCCCCCGCCAGCCUUGGGUCCAUUCCUUUUCUCACCCCGACAAACAACUGGGCGAACCUGCAACCCGUCUGUAUUAGCUUCUCCAGGCGUCUGAAGCUGCUCAAGAUUUCUUCCAGAUUAUCUGCCAUCCGCUCGCGCAUCGAAGAGAAGAUCUGCCGGACCAGAACCUGGAAAUAUCACGACACGACAUCCAAUUCACGACCGCUUCGUCAACGAACGAGCCCGCGGCGCGAUCGAUCCGACUUCCAGCAUCCUACCGCUCUUCUCGAGAUAUUCAAAAGAGCUCGCGACCCACGGAAAUUCGCGGUCUGUUCUCACCGCUGUCUCGUCUGGACUUUCGCGGGACUUUGCGGGCCAGCUUUUUCGCAGCAGACAUUCGAGUACACUCUGCGAAGCAGCUUCUUUUCACACAUGGCCCACGAUCAUCGCUAGUUCACGUAGUACCCGUCGACGGCCUCUCGUCUCCGUUGCCAAGGGUCGCCAGACAGUUAGAUCGACGAAAAACAAAUCCAGUCCCGUUCCACCUGCUGCACGAAUACUGAGCCCGGCGUCUCGGCGCCAACCGGAGCCUUCGCGGUCAGGCUUCCGAAAGUCAUCUCAGACACUCGCGACGAGCCUCUAGUACUAGCCCCGGGCACUGCUCGGCGAGGCAAAUCGACGCCAUGGCUGGCAAUAUGCCUCAGAUGGCAGGCAUGAUGCAGCCGCAGCAGCGUCCACCUUUGCAUCCAAGCCAAAUCACCCAGAUUGUUUUCAAGCAUCUCGCAGAACAACCUCCACUAGUAACAGGCUGGCAGUCUGGACUAUCUAUACAAGAGCGUCUAGGGAAAACAUGCCAACUAGUCACACAGUUUAGAAUGGUCAUGCCGAACGAAAUCCACACAGCAAAGUGUAUUGAACUUGGGUUGACUUGUGAAAGGAGAGCCUUGAUAGAGGCACCGGAUCGCAACGCAUAUGAGCAACUCAUACAGUCUAAAAUGGCCGAAUUACAGAACAAACGAAUGCAGGGUCAACAUCACAUGCAGAACAAUGUCAACCAGCAGGCUGCCUUUAUGCAUCAGCAGCAACAGCACCAGAAACAACAGCAACAGCAGAGGAUGAUGCAGAACGCCGCCCAUGCCGCGGCACAGGCACAAAUGAAUGGUGGGAUGGGGCCCAACUCACAGCUCCCUUUUCAACAUUUGCAGCAUCAAAUGCAGGCUUCGCCAAUUCCUCAGCAAUCAUCCCCGCCGAUGCAAAUGGGGAUGGGUGGCAUGGGAGGCAUAGCAAAUCAAGCCAACAUGCCCAUGGGGGCCGGUGUGCAGGACAACGGCAUGACCAUGGCAGACAAGCAGAAAAUUUUGGAAGUCGCGAAGCAAAAUUAUGCACAAGCUCCCGAGCACACCAAGCAACAAAUCCGAUUGCAAAUGGCUGCGAAAAUGACACCUCAACAGCAAAAUGAUUUUCGUAGCAAAGGCAUCGAUCCCGUACUACAUUGGUUCCAAAACCAGGCUAUCAACCAGUUCCGGAGGAGCAAGAUGAUGGCACAACAAGGCCUUUCUGGUAUACCCAACCAGGGCAUGGUGAAUCUGCAGCCGCAGAGGCCUGGUGCGGUAAAUGGACUCGCACAAGCUGGGCCCCAAGGUGUUGGUAACCACAUGAGCCCUUUCAACAUGGAGAGCAUGAUGAGUGAGCAGAAAAACGCAUUCAUGGCUCAAGAGGCUGGUCAAACGGUUGUCCCCGCAAACGGGUCCCAAAAUCGACAUGCAAAUCCUCAGCCGGGGCCUAAUAUGCAGAGUCAAGGCAUGUCAAAUCUUCAGCAGACACCCAACCAGCCACAACGACCGCAACAACCGUUCGGUAUGCAGCAGGCAAAUCCUCACCUACAGGCCCAGCUAAGAGCGCAGGCUUUGGCACAAGCUGGCAAACAGGCGGGGCUUCCGGGUCAGCCGGGUGGUGGUCCCGGUGGACCUCCGAUGACAUCUCAGAGCCCGGCCAUGGGAACACUGAACACUCCCAUGGCGAACCCUCCGGUUUCGAUGGGCCAGAUGAACAUGCAGACAGCGCCAAAUGGGGUGCCCCAACUUGAUCCUCGCUUCAUGCCGCGGACUCCCGUCUCAAUGGGCGGCAAUGUGAACAGCCACAUGAACCCUCAGGUCAUGUUGCUCCUUCAGAGGAUGACUCCGGAGCAGAGGGCACAGAUUCAAGGCUUGGCUCCAGAGCAGCUCAACAAGCUGACAGCAAAGUGGAUUGAACAAGGCUCUGGUAAUAUGGUAGGACCUCAGCCAGGGCAGCUGAACAACCCAACGAUGGAAAAUAGAAACCCAGGCCCGAACCCGGCGUUGGGCAUGCCAGGCCCCCAGAUGCCACCGCAGAUUGGCAAGAUGAGCCAUGCACAAGUCGUCGAGUACAUGGACAACAUGGAGCUGCCUCCUCAGAUCACCAGGGCGCUUCCUAACUUGACCAUCCCCGUUGAGAUCAAAACCUACAAGGCCCUAAAAGAUUGGCUGCAGCACAACCAGCUUAUGCAGCAGUACGAAAAUACAGUAAAACAGAUGCAAAUAAUGCAGUUCAAGGCCGAGAUGAACAAAAGAAUGCAGCAGGGACAGCAGCCGCUCCAGGCGAACCAACAAGCAUUGGCCCAUCAGCAGCAAAUGGCGGCGCGGCCACCCCAACAGCCACAGAAUGCAGGUCAGGGCAUGGGGAUGCCGCAGCCGGGGCCACCGCCCCAGGGCAAUGCCGCACCGCCAAACAACCAGCAGCAGAUGCUGCUAGAACUAGCUCGGAACUUGCCUCAGCAUCUCAUACAACCAUCCCCGCAAGAUAUCGAGACGUUACGGAAGCAACCAAGAUGCGCCGGCUUUACUGACGAGCAGCUAUUUGACCUCGGCAGGCAGAUCAAAGCCAAGAAUUAUCUUGUGAGGCAACAACAACAGCGAAAUCAACAGCAGCAGCAGCAGCAGCAGCAGCAGCAGCAAAGGCAGGCACAGCAGCCCCAACCCAACAUGCCCCAGCCUCCUCAAAGUCACCUUGGUCAGCCAUUGGCUCAGCCUUCUCACGAGCUCAAUCAAAACCCUGCGCAGAAACAACCUCCUGCACCUUCAGGGUCAGCAGCACCGCCGACUAACGAAAAGCAAUCACCUGCCAUGACUGCACCAACACCUACCAUGAUGAACCGCACUCAGUCCCAGCAGGGGCGGGCACCGCAGAAUGCAGCACAGCGACGGAACCUCAAGCGUUCCAGCCCGGAUGAUGUGAUCGACGUUACUGGGCCCACGCCACCACCGACGAGGCAGCCGCAGCCACCUCAACCACCGCAACCGAAGCAGCAGGGACCGCAAACUCAAGCCCAGAACCCGCAGAGGCCAGCUGCCCCUGGCCCUGUUCGACCACCAAUGACGCAAGAACAGUUGUCCAAGCUCUCGCCGGAGAACAGGGCUAAAUAUGAGGCCGCAAUGAGAAAUCGCCAGGUUCUCAUGAGCGUCCCCCCAGAGGUUCGAGAGCGUAUACAGAAACUGGCAGCCGAAGUUGGACACGAGGUGGCACAGAUGGUGCAGCGUGACUUGGACGUACCUGCAGCUGAAGUCGCCGUGCUUCGACAGAAAUUACCCUUCCUUGUUGCUCAACUUCAGAAAGCUAUGAAGGGUUUCCCUCAGUGGUACAAUGUUCAUGGCGACGAACAGCGUGCGCGCCUGUUCAUCCGCUACCGACAUCUUGUAAUGCACCAGUUUGAAGACGGCAAUAGUGCUGGCCCAUUGAAGCAGCAGCUGUCAGUGAGGAUAAACGACAUCGAACAAGCUCUGAUUUUGGUUGAAGGCAUGACCCGUGAGAUGAAUGCGCUUUUCAACGGCGCCGUCACUCAGGCACGCGGUCCGGUAGCUCAACAACCAAACAAGCCUCAGCCACAGCCACAGGCGCCACGGCCCCAGGCCGCAUCGGAAGAGAACUUUGAGGCAAACAAGGCGCAGGCAAAGCCGAACAACAAGGCGGCACAGGCUCCUGCUGGCCCCGCGGCUCAGCAGCCACAAUAUCCUGGGUUCGGGUCGCUGCCAAAGAACACAGCUGUGCCGGCAUACCUUGGCAAACCUGCUGUUACAGUAGACACCCUCAACCCACCUCCCCCGAAGCGGAAGAAGCCCAACCCUGGCCAAGUCUCAUCUCCUGCGCUGCAGUCUGCCCAUGGCUCACCACCUCAAACCAAGCCUCCAUCCCCGGAGGCUCGCCGCGAGCAUGUAGCCGAAGCACCCAAACAGCCACCGCGGCCGCUGAUACUGUGCAGCGAACCCGGUUGUGAUGCCGCUGGCACUGGAUUCCCCACGGAAGAAGCGCGUAACUUGCAUGUUCAGGAAGAGCACCUCAGGCCGAGUCAAGACCCGUUCAAGUACUUGAAAGAGAGUUUCGCAUUCGCCGAGGCCGCGGAUCAGCAGAAGAAGUUAUCAACAGCAGCCCCAGGAUAUCAGUCACAGCCUCAGCAAUCAGUUGCCAUGCAAUUAACGCAAUCCAAGGAUGGCUCUGUGGCCACGUCGACCCCAGGAGCGGUCCCGAUGAACCGACAAGCUAGCGGGGUAACCGGACCUCAUGUUGCGAAGCCCGGGCAGGGAAUGAUGGGUGGCACUCAGGGCGCUACCCCGGCCAGCAGCACCGCCCAAGACAUGGUUCUGUCUCAGCCCCAGCCGCCUGCAGAGGACAACUUGUUCACGGGAACCGUUGUUCCUAAUGAGAUCUUCUCGGGCAUUCCCAACUUCAGCGCUACGGCAGACGGGGUGAUCUCAGACCCGAGUCUAUACAGGACACAUACGCCCAACGAUACUCCCGACUCGAAGGAUGGCAGCACCUCUGAGCCUAACAGCGACAUCCCCGACAAUGCGAACAUCGAGAUCGAUAUGGCGUGGGCUGCGCUGGACGAUGAUUUCUUAGUGAAUCUGAACAAUUUCUCUGUGGAGAACACGGAAGGCAUGGAUACUUCGACAAGUUUCAUAGAUUGGAACGAUGUAACGACCGAUUUCGACAAGCCAUUCUCGUUCGAUGGAUCCAACUACAUCUUGGAAGCGAACUGAUGCAAAGGUCUGGAGAAUAUUUUCCCAGCAGUUUUCGAAUCGCGCCGCCUUGGACGCCACUGAAGGGGCCUUUGGGUUUGGCAACCAGCAUGUUUUGAUCGCCAAUUUUAUUGUUUUACGGUUUUCUCAUCCAUACUCGCAUGACCAUUUGGGCGGGCAUCUUGUUCAUCUUUUUUCUUGCACUACUAGCAUAGGCGUUCUGUGUAAGGGAGAGUCAAUCUUCUUUUGGGCACUUGGAAUAUUUCUUCUUUGAAAACUACGGAUUUUGUUGGGGUAUCGAGAUGGGGGCUGGGACUCUAGUGACUGCUAGAGGGUUUUAUAAGGCAGUGUUGAAGCGAAAAGGAGGUUACGGCCUUGUUGAUACAUACGACCACUAUAUGUCUUAACCCGCGAUGGAAGCAGAAAGUACAUGAGGGGGGUGGUUGCUGCACGGGUGUGUGCAGGGAUUGGCUUCUAUUUCGGGCCGUUUCCCUCUUAUGAUGGGCGCAUUUCUGUUUUCGUUCUUGUGUUUUUUUCUCAAAAUCCUGUUUAUGUAUUUGCUGUUUUUCCUCUGCUAGAUACCAUGGUCGCAAAGAUCGACCGGCUAAAAGGACAAGUUGUCUUUUUUGUUUUUUUUUAGUUGAUUAUUUUAUUAUUCAUACUGUUGUCCUUUCUAUAUCGCGAGUCCCUGUCACUU
Molecule: messenger RNA, 6009 nt
Organism: Pyricularia oryzae 70-15
Lineage: Eukaryota; Fungi; Ascomycota; Sordariomycetes; Magnaporthales; Pyriculariaceae
Exons: 4
Coding region: 963-5333 (1456 amino acids)
Source: RefSeq, a predicted model, not a curated record